This is a messenger RNA of Pelagomonas calceolata, 2143 nucleotides long. The record is from the annotation of a GenBank genome assembly. Lineage: Eukaryota; Pelagophyceae; Pelagomonadales; Pelagomonadaceae.
GCGCUGCAGAGCCUCUGAUGAGGCUGCCAAAAGGCAGCCCAAACGCCUUAAAAAUGCCACCCUAACGAUGCCGAAGCAAGAACCCCACGAAAUCCUCGGCGUCCCGAAGGACGCCACCGAAGCGCAAGUCCGCAAGGCCUACUUACGAUUAGCCCUCAAGAAGCACCCGGACAAGGGCGGCGACGUCGACGAAUUUAGGAUACUGCAGGAGGCCUACGAGGCGCUGCGCGACGGCGGUGGCAGUGAGGAGGCGAAGGAAAGUUCUCCGGCCAGUUCGCCGCGGCCGGACAGGCCAACGCGAGCGCCGCCCAAGGCCAAGCCAUCGAAGCGGUUCCGCUGCGCGACCUGCGGCAAGCGCUUCUCCUCGCACCUGGCCUUGCGCGCGCACUCGGUGGAGCACAUGAAGGACGAGGACGACGACGCGGCGCGCCGCCGCGCCGAGGCGAGGGCCCGAGGAGCAGCCCCCAAAAAGGACGAGAGCGACGACGACGAGCCGGCGCCGCGGCCGCGCCGGCAGCGGCCGGGCCGCGCGACCAACGGCGGCUUCGAAGCCUUCGACCGGCGGCGUUCGGCGGAGGCGAGAGCUCGAGGUGGCGCCACGAAGAAUGAUGACGACGAGGUCUGCGCCCGCUGCGGCGCCCGGGGCCCGGGCGACGUCUGCCACGUCUGCGGGCACGGCCCGCCGCCCGACCCGGCGAAGGUCGAGCGGCGCCGCAAGGCCGAGGCGGCGCGGCGGCGCGAGGAGGCGCGCACCGCGGCGGCGGCGAAUAGGGAGAACUCGGCGGUGGUCCGCGGCCGGCGUCCUGUUAUUUUGCCGCGGCGAUGGCGUUGCGCCUCGCUGUGACUCGUCCCUCGCGUCGCGUCGCGGCGAUGGCGUGGGGCCCGAGCGCCUUUGGCCGGGGAGUCUGGUCCAGCUCGUACGCCAUCGACGCGCCGCGUCACUCAUCGUGAAUACAAACACAGGCCGCGCAGCUCCAGGAGCAGGAAGACCUCCACGCACAAUUCAACAACGACCACGACGCCGCGCGCGAGGAGGCCAUGGUCCUCGAGGCCGUCCGGCUGUCGACGCAGGACGAGGCGGCGCGGCGUGCGGCCGACGAGGCCGAGGUCGUCGAGGCCGUCCGGCAGUCCUCGCAGGACGACGCGCUGCGGCGCGCGCGCGAGGAGAACGACCGCGCGCAGCUGGACAUGGUGAUCGCGGAGACGCAGGAGGAUGAGGAGCUGGCCCGGGCGCUCGCGCAGAGCCGCGCCGCGGAGCGGGACCGCCAGGAGGCGGACGAGCUCGCGCGGGCCCUGCGGCUCUCGCGGGCGGCGGAGCGCGAGCGCAAGGAGCAGGCGGACCUGGAGGCGGCCCUGGCGCUGUCGCUCGCGGAGGGCGGAGAGGCACCGCCGGCGCCGUCGCCACGGCGGCCCGGGCUCGGGUUCCUCGCGGAGCUCGACGCCGCCGUCGACGGGCGCGUCGCGCGGCCGCGUGCUUCUGCGCCACGACGGCCUGAGUCAGAUGCCGCACAGCCGCUGCUCGAGACGCGCGUCGAGCGGCCUCAACAAUCGCUCGACGCGGCGCUCACGUCGCCGCGCGCCGCCUUUUUAGCAAGAUCAAAUGAGAGCGACGCGGCGCUCACGCCGGCGCGCGCCGCGUUCCUCCAACGGCAGCAGAGCUUCGGCGCGCGGGCCGACUUUGGCGCGUGGCAGCGGCAGGUGGCGAUGCUGCGAGAUUUGGGCUUCGCGGCGUCCGUCGCGGCGGCUUAUGCGGACGCGCGGCGGCCCGUGGAGGAGACCGUGGACCGCAUGCUGGAAGAUGGCGUGGACUUCGCCGAGGAGCCCGUCUACGCGGGGCGGGAACGGUCUUCCGUCGCGAAGCGCAUCGCGAGCGUGGGCUCGCGCGUCCUCGGCGCCGUCCGCCGCACGCUCUCGUCGCCGUCGGCGCCGGCGCCCGUCGUCGCCGUGCCCAUGGACGAAGCGGGCGACGCACCAGAAGACUGGGUGCCCGUCGUCGACGGGGCCCGGACCUACUGGAUGCACGCGGCUCUUGAGUUAUGCGCCUGGUCGGACCCGCGAAAUGACCCCGACGCCGUGCUCUUCGAUCUGCAGGACGUGCAGUGAUGUUUGUUGUUUUUUUGGUUUUAAGUUUAUUAUUAGGUUC